CUCACAUCCAGUCCCUGGGCUUUUUGUGAUAGAUGAUUGCAACAGAUGAACAGUUUCAUGAAAUCCUUUGAGGAGAGCAAGUGAGCGGCGAGUGACUGCGAUUCCUCUCGCACCCUCUUACUACAAGCAAACCUAAGCAAAAAAAAAGCUUUUGGAACCACAUCUGCCUCGAAGUUUUAGCUCACAGGUGCACGAAACUGGGUCACUUGCAGGUGCCAAAGUGUCCUUAUACCAGGGUCACACACCUUGCACGAGGACCACCUCUUCAAAGGAGAAGAACCCACCAGAUACACCUUGCUGCAGCUUCUGUUCAGCUUCACGAGAGCUUCCCCAAACUUGAACUGCUGCUGCCACAUCAGAAAAUGCGCUUAUCAUCCGCCUCGGCUCUGGCCGCUUGGCUAGCCGCGAUAGCUCAAGCUGCCGAACCACCCCAAUUCCUUGUGGACAAGCUCAGUUUUGGGUAUACACCAAGGAUUAACGACAAGGGCCAACAAUCUGUACCUCAGUUCUCCAUCCAAGGCGUGCCAGGAGUACCCGAAGUGCUUUCCAACAAGGUCAUCCUAACACAACCUGCGCCUGGGAACGCCCGAGGUGCAGUAUGGGCCGACAACACCAACAAUUACAAGGAAUGGAUAGCCGACGUCGACUUCCGGGUCAACGGCCCAGAGAGGGGGGGUGGUAACCUGAAUAUCUGGCUGGCAAGGCGGGGCGUGCAGGACAUCGGGUCUGCAUCAAUAUACACGGUCGAGAAGUUCGACGGGCUGGCCCUUGUUGUUGACCGAUCUGGCGGAGGAGCGGGCAUGAUUAGAGGUUUCUUGAAUGACGGAACCACAGACUACAAGACACAUCACAGCGUGGACAGUUUGGCCUUCGGCCACUGCGACUACAGUUACCGUAAUCUAGGUCGUCAGUCGCAGAUCAAGAUGCGCCAGACCAAGAACCUCUUCAAAGUGGAGAUCGAUGGUCGACUUUGCUUCGAGAGCGACAAAAUCAGCAUCCCUCCCGGCUACACUUUCGGUAUCACAGCCGCCAGCGCCGAAAACCCAGACUCUUUUGAGGUUUUCAAACUGGUCGUCAUGACCGCAGACCUCAACGCCCAACACGAAGCGGCCCCGCCACAGCAGCAGCAGCAGCAACAGAAGCAGCAACAAGACUCGCAACAGCAGUUCUUCGGCGGUGGCGGUUAUGACCACGAAAAGAACAUGCCCGUCCCUCCGGUGAAGGACAAUGCCUGGGACGCUGAUCUUCCAGACCAGCCAGCAGACUCCAUCACCAGCUCGGUCGCGCAGUUUACGGACCUGCACAACCGACUGCAGAGCGUCAACCACCAUCUCUCGACCAUCUUCCGCUCGGUAUCGGCCCAAAGUUCCAUCGGCGAAAAGCGCCACGAGGAGACGUCCCAGGCCAUCAACGACAUCAAGAUCCUCCUGGGCCGGUUAGACAAGCUAGACACCAUCAUGAAGCAGGUCAAUUCGAUGGACGGCGAGGUCAAGAAGUUGCGCGGCGAACUGAGCCAGAAAAUCAAGGAUUCGGAGAAUUCCAUCAAGAGCAUGAUGGGAGACACGCACGGCACUAUGUUGGAACACGUCGCUAUUCAAAGCUCACCCAAGCACGGAAAACUCAUCUUUGUUAUUAUUGCCAGUCAGGUGGUCUUGGUUGCUGGAUAUAUUUACUACGAGCGCAAGAAGACGUUGCCCAAGAAGUACUUAUAAGGGUAACGAGUGGGAGGCUGAAUUUCAGAGUUUCGGGGCGUGGGAGGCUUGGGUUUUGUAUAAAACGAGUUUGGCAUUGAUGAUAUCUAUGACGGUUUCUACCUUG
Molecule: messenger RNA, 1818 nt
Organism: Pseudomassariella vexata
Lineage: Eukaryota; Fungi; Ascomycota; Sordariomycetes; Amphisphaeriales; Pseudomassariaceae
Product: concanavalin A-like lectin/glucanase domain-containing protein
Exons: 2
Coding region: 363-1712 (449 amino acids)
Biological process (GO): Golgi organization; endoplasmic reticulum to Golgi vesicle-mediated transport; endoplasmic reticulum organization
Cellular component (GO): Golgi membrane; endoplasmic reticulum-Golgi intermediate compartment; endoplasmic reticulum membrane
Molecular function (GO): D-mannose binding
Source: RefSeq, a predicted model, not a curated record